CACUUCCCUCAGAAAAGCUAGAGAGGCUCUAGCGAGUUUCUCAGCACCAGAGACACCAGCGAUCUGGAGCCAGCACUUGUCUUCCUCAACAAACUGCUUUCUUCAUCGCCUCUGAAACUGAUUCUACUUUGUUUACUCUCUUCAACCUGAAACUUAGUUUCUACCCUCCGCAACACAUCCUCAACUUGGCAUCAGUCAUGGAGAAUGAACUCUCAACCCACGCAUCUCACGAAAGUGAUAAAACAUCAGAGCUAUCUCACAGCAGCCCACCAUCACCCCUCAGUAUUGGCGUCGAUUCACAGCACGUCUCCAAGCAGCUACCGACCGCUGACAAUGGAGUUCGGACCCAGGCCACUCACAAAAGUGUAGAUUCCUUAAGGUCUUCGCACAAUAGCCCUGGCAUUUCUCCUGGUGAUGGAGUUUGUCCAACAACAUCGCAGUUUAAUCUGUGUUAUCGAUCCAAAUUUACUCAGUGGAAACAUGCGGCCACUGCGCAUAUCCCGGGCUCUGAUUCGUUGGAAUUCUACAUACAAUCCUUCUUAGACCUGCUCAAGGAUGUUCCUCCAUUUUUUCAUUCUGCUCCGGAAGAGGUGGUGAGAAAUGUGGGCGACUGUCUCAUCGAAUCUGAGAUGAGCAUCGAGUCGACGGAGGAUCCCUCCUGCGAUCAACCUCGUAUAUCCCUCAAGUAUCGUCACUUCAUCGCAAAGCCAUGGCCUGUCACAUACCGUACUGCUACAGAGAUGCCAACAGAAGUUGCAAUCCCCGCUUCUGCGAGUCCUCUUCGUGCCAGUUAUUUCACGAGCAUCGCCCUAGCCUGGUCUUAUAUCUUUUCUGCCCGCUGGGUCGAGAUUCUACAGCAAGCUGGGUUGGAGUGCCAGAUGUUUCAUGCAAAAGGCUUGCAGCUUGAAAACUCUUUCUGGGACAUUGUUUUGCAGGGUCAUUGGGAAGCUCGAUGCAAGGACCCCGAAGACGAGGAAGAACAAGUUUACUCUCCGUGGAUGCUGAGAUUGUCUGACAUCACAAACCCCGAAGAUGAAUGGGAAUCGGUCGCUUCAGAUUCGGCCCUUGCUUAUGGUGCCCUUGUCGAACUUUGCAAACUCGAAGGUCUCGAAGGAGAGUUACUCAUUGGUCUUACUUCGAUCCUAAAUCUAGAACCAUGGACGAUAUCUAAGCCCAAAUUCCCUCCUCCUGUGAUGAUCCCAGCCAUUCCUGUGUGUCCAGGCCGAGUUUGCAAAAACACGAUCUAUUACAAGCUGUUCCGAUCAAUCGAUCAAUGCAUGUUUCUCAGCACAACAGGAGAGGCUAUCGACUCACUGACUUGCAGUGUGUUCUUCGACCCUAGCGUGCCCUGCAAUCUCGUAGGGGCCGCGUUCUUAGGCAUAAUUGAAGCUCUUUCGCCAGCCGAUACGAUGAGCAAGCGGCAGCUGCACUCAGAGCACAAGCUCCUCAACGCGAUCAUAUAUGUGAAACCAUAUCUGAGUCUUUUUUGGGCAGCAGCAAUCUACACCAACCAGGCGAUGCCUUUGCUGAGGUGGUCGCUUAGCGGGAUACCGAUUCUUUGUCUGCCUGCCGCAUACUGGACAAAUACAUAUCAAUCGUUCCUUCAGAUUAACUACCGUUCGGCCUCCUCCAAAGACCAUUUGAGCACUCGGGUGGAUGAAUUUCAGACAUCCCACUUCUGCCUAUCCGAUACUAGUUCUCUGCCAUGGCCAUGGUCCCCAGCACCCCCAUUUGGCUCAACUCCAGUCACAAAUCUAAGCCUCAAAGCGAGGGAGCAUCUGCCACACAUGCAUAGACCUCGUUCUUGGCAAAUAUACUGGAUACUAGAGUCUGAGCAAAAGAUCCCUGCGAGCAGCAAGCAUCACUUUGAAAGUUCCGAGGUUCAUACUAUCAACUACUUUUGUUGUGCAGGAAAUUCUGACGAGUUGCCCCAUCCUCUAAGAGAUUUGGCUGAAGCGCAAUCGGGCAAUGGCACACGAAGACUCUUCUGUUGGCAGAGACAUCAUGAGGGUGCUAUAUGGCUUGAUGAUGGGUCGGGUGACGUUGAUGCCAUUCGUCGUAUGCAGAUACAUCCUUGGGUCAAAGACCCCUGGAACAACGGUGACUUUCCAGUUUCUGAGCCUCAACACAAGGAGCUUGAUCUGGGGAGAAUCUUGAAAUGGAGAGAUACGGUAGAGCACGAUGGCUAGUAGAAGCUUGAUUCAUGGUGAUGUAAAAUGACCGAGCUCAGUAUAUGGACGGGAUGAAACCAGCGCUAUGGCCGCAACAUGCGGGUAUGUUCAAAUGUACAUUUGCAAUCUCUGCAGAAAAUCAAAGAAUGAAAUCAGCGAGUCCAGUCUCCUUUGUCAUCUUGACCCCCCGCAUUU
This is a messenger RNA of Aspergillus japonicus CBS 114.51, 2366 nucleotides long. RefSeq lists its product as uncharacterized. NCBI's taxonomy places the organism in Eukaryota, Fungi, Ascomycota, Eurotiomycetes, Eurotiales, Aspergillaceae. The transcript is spliced from 4 exons. The coding region runs from base 198 to 2189 and encodes 663 amino acids. The record is from RefSeq and is a predicted model, not a curated record.